AUGACUACGUUGAAUUCGCUGGAAGUUCAAGGAAUACGAUCAUUCUCUCCAGACAAGCUUGAAUGUUUAUACUUUGAAAAACCGUUAACUUUGAUCGUUGGACAUAAUGGUUCCGGUAAAACAACCCUUAUAGAGUGUCUUAAGGCUGUAACGAGCGGAAUCUUACCACCAAAUUCUGAUAAGGGAAAAUGUUUUGUCUAUGAUUACAGGCUGAAUAAUUCAAAUGAAGUAAGAGGACAUAUUAAGCUCUCAUUUACAACAUUUAACAACGAAAAGGUAUCAGUUUCACGAUCAUAUAGUAUUGCUGGAGACAAAUACAACCAUAAAAAGACAACAUUCAAGGGAACCGAGAAUAUUCUAGAGGUUGAAUUGCACAAUGGAAAGGUAAUAUAUGACAAUCAUAUUCAAAUCCAACAGAAAAGAUGUGUAACGAUGAAAACAACUGAUAUUGAUCUAACUCUACCGUCACUUAUGGGAUUUACAAGAGCAAUAAUAGACAAUGUAAUAUUCUGUCACCAGGAUGAAAACAACUGGCCAUUAGACGAUUUAGCAAAAGUUAAAGCACGUUUUGAUGAUUUAUUAGAAACUUCAAGAUAUACAAAAGCACUUGUAGUUAUAAAUAAAGCUAAGAAAGAACAAGAAGAUGUAAUUAGAAACAAACAGAAACAACUGGAAAUUUAUAAAUCUCAAAUUUUGCAGAUUGCAGAUAUAAAGAAACAACUUGAUAAUGAUAAGGAUGAUAUUAUAAAAACUAAACUUGAAAUAGAGGCAUUAGAAAACAGCUUAAAGCAAUCUACAGAGAUUUUAACAACUCUCAAAAGCAAAUACGAUAAAAUAGCAUCAAAUUUAGAUGAAUACAGAAAUACAGAAGGUUUUUAUCUUAAAACAAAAGAAGAACAUGACAAAUUACAUGAAUCUUUAGCUGAAAUAUAUGAAGAAUCAUUGGACGACAUAAAACAAUAUCAUGCGACUUUAACGGCUGAAUUGAGAACGUCAGAAUCAAAAAAUUCCAUACUUUCCGGAAACAUUGAAAAACUGGUCAGAUCACUGAAUGAUGCACAUAUGAAGCUCAGAGAAUCAAAGGAUAUCAAGAAUAGUUAUUUUGUUUUGACAGAAACAAAAAGAUCUGCUGAAGAGAUGCUAAAAAAAACUACUACUGAACUUAUCUCAGAACUUAAUAUUAUAGAUGAAACUAAUAUUUCUGAAAUUGAAUUGAAAAUUAAAACCCUUUCUGAUAUCUCUAUGACUGAGAAAAACUUUAUGGAUAAAAUAAAGGAGUGUGAUGAUGAAAUGAGAUCACUGGAAGUAGAAUUGGUUUCAAUGAUAGCUGAACAAAAAACAAUAAACAUCUCCAUGAAAUCACUAGAGAAUGAAAUUGUUACCAUUAAAAACUCACUAUCUGAACGUGAUAACUUAUAUAAAAGGCAAGAUUAUUUGAAACAAAGAAUUGGUGCUACAAAAGAUGAUAUAUCCGAUGAUGUGAAAAUACGUGAAGAAUUAUUGAAUAAAAGAAAUACUCUAAAAAUUGAAGGGUAUAAGAUUAAGAACACAAUUUCUAGAGUAAAUGUAACUGAUGAAGAGAUAAAAAGUGGAAUAACAUUGUUGAAAUCUAUAGUAGAUAAUGAUAAAGAAAGCAUAUUAUUAUAUUUAAAAACUUUGUCAAAUUGUAACAUAGACAGGAAUAAGCUUUUGAGUACUAUAAAAAGAAUAGUAGAGGAAUCAUUCCAAAGAAGCGAUGCUGAGGAACUUGAGAAUUUAAUUAUAUAUAAAGAAGCAACAAAUACGUUUUUUAAUGAUUUUGUAAAUAUGGGCAUGUGCAAAAGCUGUAAAAAUAUAAUAAUAAAUUCUACCUCAAUAGAAUCUAGAAAUAUCUUUGAACCAUAUGAUGGGCUUGUAAAGUUAAUAACAAAUGCAAGAAUAGAAGAAUAUCUAUCCUACUAUGAUUAUAUAAUUAAUAAUCAUUCUAAUGAAGAAGCAUCAAAAGAAGAAAUUCAGAAACAACUUGUAAGUGUUUGUGAACAAAUUGAAUUAAAAGACAAAGAAAUAACCAAUAAAAAAAAUGAACUUGAAAGAUGCAUGAAUGAACACGAAUCAGUAUCGUGUAAAAUUGAUGAAUUUAAUGUAUUAGAUACAAAAAUGUUAAACUUGCAAAAACAUUUGGACAAUACUAUGGAAGAUACUCAAAACAUUGAAGUUAAACUGGAAAUCCUAAGAAACAAAAUAAAUGGCGUAUCUAAUAAUCGCAACCUACUAAAAACUGAACUAGAUGAAUUUCAAAAUAAGAAGAAUCUCAAGAAUUCUAAAAUAUCAAUGUUAUAUAAACAGUACAGAGAUAUUAAAGAUCGGCUGAAUAAUAUAGAGAAUGAAAUAACUAUUUUUGGUUCAUAUGAUAUAAAUAAUGAUGAUAUAGAAACACGUAUAACUGAAAUCAAUGAUGAAAUAAAGGAAAAAAUGAAGCUUAAAACGGAACUUAACGACAAAAUAAAUGAACAUAAACGUGUUAUUGAUCUGCUUCAUCAAAAUAUAGAAUAUAAGACCAAACAUGAACUAUUGUGUAGUAGUGAAGAGAAACUCCAUGAAAUUAAGAAACAAAUAGGUGAACAGAACAUAGAUGGACUUGAUUUUGAAAUAACUAAAAUGAAUCGCGAAUGCGCAGAAAUAACCCUCAAAAUAGCUACUUUAAAUGGAAUGGUUCUUACAAAGGAGGAACAUGUUGACAAAUUAAACACUCUUCUUGAAUCAAAAUCGAUUAAAAAUGCUCAAAAAAUGUAUACCGAAACAUGCAUAGAGCUUAAAUCACAUCAUAUGACAAAAGAAGACUUAGAGAGAUAUUCAAAAGUCUUAGAAUCUGGGUUACACAAAUACCACUCAGAGAAGAUAGAUUAUAUAAAUAAUGUUUUGAAAAGAGUUUGGAGAGAUGUUUAUAGUGGGAAUUAUAUUGAUUAUAUUGCAAUACAAUCAAAUGUUGAUGAAAAUAUAUCGCUUAGCGAAUUGACAUCAAAGUCAUAUAAUUAUAGAAUUAUUAUGGUUUUACAAAAUGGUAUGAAAAUGGACAUGAAGGGCCACUGUUCAGCUGGAGAGAGAAUAUUAUCCUCACUAAUUAUCCGAAUCGCAUUAAUUGAAAGUUUUAGUGAAAACUGUGGUAUUUUAGCUCUUGAUGAACCAACCACAAAUUUAGAUAAAGAAAAUAUAAGGAGCUUGGAGCUUUCAUUAUCAAAAUUAGUGAACGAAUCAUUCCACAAUUUUCAACUCAUCAUAAUCACACACGAUGAAGAAUUCGCAAAAAGGAUGGCUACACUAUGUUCUUGUGACAAAUAUUUCCGACUGGACAAAUGUAAUGAUAAAACAAAAAUCAAAAUAGAGAAAAUUUAA
Theileria equi strain WA is the source of this 3372-nucleotide messenger RNA. Its product is annotated as DNA repair protein rad50, putative. The coding region runs from base 1 to 3372 and encodes 1123 amino acids. Gene Ontology annotation, molecular function: single-stranded telomeric DNA binding; G-quadruplex DNA binding; double-stranded telomeric DNA binding. Gene Ontology annotation, cellular component: Mre11 complex; condensed nuclear chromosome. NCBI's taxonomy places the organism in Eukaryota, Apicomplexa, Aconoidasida, Piroplasmida, Theileriidae. The record is from RefSeq and is a predicted model, not a curated record. Gene Ontology annotation, biological process: telomere maintenance via recombination; double-strand break repair; chromosome organization involved in meiotic cell cycle. The transcript has 4 exons.